AUGAGUUACCGGCAGGUUUCCUCCGAACUGCAGGCCAUAGCACAGAAGAAUCUGAACGAGGACCCCAAGAGGAGAGACGAAGACAUCAAGCACAUCAAGGAGUGGCUCAAGAAACAGCCCCACCUCAACGCUCGCGAUGACGACCAGUGGAUCCUGACGUUCCUGCGCGGCUGCAAGUUCUCGCUGGAGAAGACCAAGCAGAAGCUGGACAUGUACUACACGAUGCGCUCGGCACUGCCGGAGAUAUUCACGAACAGGGACCCCUUCGCGCCGAUCGCCCAGAAGUAUCUCAACUCUGCGGACACAUUUUCCAUCUUCAGGGUCGUAGUGCAGCUACCAGAACGAGACGCAGAGGGCAGACGCGUGACUGUGAUUCGCAUGGGCAAGCUGGCGCCGGGCACCCUGCCGCCAGAGGAGACGUCCAAAGUGGACUUCAUGAGCUCCGACGCCACCUUGUGGGAGGACGACCCGACGGUCAUCUGCGGCGAGGUGCUCAUCCACGACAUGCAGGGCGCCACCUUGGGACACUUCACCGCCAUGUCGCCUUGGCUGUUGCGCCGCAUGACGACGUGCUACCAGGAAGCAUAUCCGCUACGACCUAAGGCCUUCCACGCUAUCAACAGCCAUCCAGGUGUCGAGAAAAUAUUCUCAUUUUUCGAGAGUUUUCUUAAAGAGAAGAUGAAGAAAAGGAUCUUCAUACAUUCCAAUCUGGAGUCCCUUUAUAAGCACGUCCCCAAGAAAAUCUUACCAGAAGAGUACGGAGGAGAAGCUGGGCCUAUAGAAAAAUUGGAAAAUGCGUGGAAAGAGCGCAUUGAGAGGAAUGCGGCGUUCUUCAAGGAGGACGAGAAGUACGGUGUGGACGAGUCGAAGAGGCCCGGAAAACCAAAGACGCACACCGACCUGUUCGGCGUGGAGGGUUCCUUCCGGCAGCUCUCCGUGGACUGA
Messenger RNA from Schistocerca piceifrons (Central American locust), 945 nucleotides. RefSeq names its product retinol-binding protein pinta-like. The transcript is spliced from 6 exons. Lineage: Eukaryota; Metazoa; Arthropoda; Insecta; Orthoptera; Acrididae. Gene Ontology annotation, cellular component: membrane. The record is from RefSeq and is a predicted model, not a curated record. The coding region runs from base 1 to 945 and encodes 314 amino acids. Gene Ontology annotation, molecular function: phosphatidylinositol bisphosphate binding.